This is a messenger RNA of Trifolium pratense (red clover), 3127 nucleotides long. RefSeq names its product scarecrow-like protein 14. Gene Ontology annotation, biological process: regulation of DNA-templated transcription. The record is from RefSeq and is a predicted model, not a curated record. Lineage: Eukaryota; Viridiplantae; Streptophyta; Magnoliopsida; Fabales; Fabaceae. Gene Ontology annotation, molecular function: sequence-specific DNA binding; DNA-binding transcription factor activity. Gene Ontology annotation, cellular component: nucleus. The transcript is spliced from 2 exons. The coding region runs from base 385 to 2637 and encodes 750 amino acids.
AACUGUCAUUAUUAUUAAUGAAUCUUUAAGCUUAUCCAUUAAAAAAAAAAAAAAAAAGGAGAAGAAAUAAAGUGAGUCAGAAACAUGAUUUGAUUUAGUCCACAUUUUUUCACAAUCUUCACUUCCUUCCUUCCACGAAGAUUCUCUCAAAUAAAUAUAUCCUUCAUUCAUUUCCCUCCACACAACUACCUCAACUGUUCUUCUUGACUCUCUAAAACACCACUUGCAUUAUUUUAUACACAGUCAAAUAAUCACCAUAACAGUAACACUAAUAUUUUAUACAUAGUAUACUUUUGUUUUUGUUAUUGUUGUUGUUUCAAUACUUAUGUUUAUGUUUCCAUUUCACUGAAACAGAAUCAUUGUACAAACAAACACUAACAAACGAUGGAUCCAAACUUCUUAGGAUUUGAAACAACCUUUGAAAUCGAUGACUAUGGUAACAUUCAACUCCUCUCCGACCAAAAUCCAACCACUAAUGAUCCUUAUUUCUAUCCACCACCCUAUAUGGACCCACCACCACCGAGUUAUAAUUCUAACUCACUUUUCAACUCGGAGGAGGAGCCACUAGUUUCCACUGAUCCUUCUUUUGAAGACACUGAUUUUUCAGAAACAGUUAAAUACAUAAGCCAAAUUCUCAUGGAAGAAGAUUUUCAACAAAAACCAUGUAUGUGUUAUGACCCAAUUACCCUUCAACAUACUGAGAAAAUUUUCUUUGAUGCUUUGGAAUCAAAAUCGCCUCUUCUUUCACCUAAUCAACACCCUCUUGAUUUUCUUCAGAUUCCUAAUGGGAAUUCUUCAGCUACUGAUUCUGGAAACAGUUCUUGUUCUAAUGAGUUGUUGAAGCCUCUUUCUCCUGAUACACCUGUUUCAGGUAGUACUGAUUCUGGUUUUAGUUCAAUUUCAAGUGUUAAGUUUGAUCAGUUUAUUGUUCCUAAACAUGGUUUGAAUAAAAAUAAUAAUGAUAAUAGUAUUAGUGAUGGUGUUUUGGAUUUGGAUUCUUCUGAAACUAAGGUUUUAGCUCAGAAUAUUUUUAGUGAUGUUGAUUCUAUGUUGCAGUUUAGAAAAGGGUUAGAGGAAGCUAGUAAAUUUCUUCCUCAAAAGCCUCAGCUUUUUACUGGUUUGGAGAAUAUUAGUAAUAGUUUAGUGUCUCAAGAGUCUAAGGGAAGGGUUGAAGUGAUUAAGAUGGAGGGUAGUGAUAGGGAAAAUUCAAAUUCUAGUUAUUCGAUAAAUUCGAGUUCACGUGGUUUGUUGAAGAGUAGAAAGAAUCAUGAGCGCCAAAGUAGUGAAGAUGAAGAAGGAAGAAGUAAUAAACAGUCUGCAGUUUGUGUUGAGGAGAGUGAAAUAACUGAGAUGUUUGAUAGGGUUUUGCUUAGUGUCGAAAAUGUGCCGUUGUGUGCUGAAAACAAGGAUGGAUCGGUGGUGGAUAGUAGCGGAAAGGUUGGUGAACCUGAUGGAAGAGGGAAAGCGCGUUCCAAGAAACCAGGGAAGAAGAGGGAAACUGUGGAUUUGAGGACCCUUUUAGUUCUUUGUGCACAAGCUGUGUCUGCUAGUGAUAACAGGACUGCUAAUGAAUUGUUAAAGCAGAUUAGGCAACAUUCUUCUCAUUUAGGUGAUGCACCGCAGAGGUUGGCUCAUUACUUUGCAAACGCGCUCGAAGCGCGCAUGGUUGGUGCUGGUGCCGGUACACAAAUAUUAUAUAUGAGCCAGAAGAUGUUUAGUGCUGCUGAUUUCUUGAAAGCUUACCAAGUUUUUAUAUCUGUUUGCCCUUUUAAAAAAAUUGCACAUUUCUUUGCAAAUAAAAUGAUUUUGAAAACAGCUGAAAAGGCAAAAACCCUUCACAUUAUUGAUUUUGGUAUCUUAUAUGGUUUCCAGUGGCCAAUUCUUAUCAAGUUUUUGUCAAAAAGAGUUGGUGGACCUCCCAAGUUACGCAUCACCGGAAUUGAGUAUCCCCAAGCUGGCUUUCGACCGGCUGAAAGAAUCGAGGAAACUGGCCGACGUCUAGCUAACUAUUGUCAGCGUUUCAAUGUUUCAUUUGAAUACAAGGCCAUACCAUCGCGACAUUGGGAAACCAUUCAAAUUGAAGAUCUUAAUAUUAAGAGCGACGAGGUAGUUGCUGUGAACUGUCUGAUAAGGUUUAAGAAUUUACAUGAUGAGACAAUUGAAGUAAACAGUCCCAAAGAUGCAGUUCUGAAGUUAAUCAGGAAGAUAAAUCCGAGUAUAUUUGUUCAAUCCAUAGUAAAUGGAACUCAUAAUGCACCUUUCUUUUCCACGCGCUUCAAGGAGUCGCUUUUCCAUUAUUCUGCAACGUACGAUAUGUAUGAUACUCUCAUAUGCCGUGAAAAUGAAUGGAGGUUGACGCUCGAGAGAGAGUUUUUGGGUCGGGAGAUUAUGAAUGUCGUAGCAUGUGAAGGUUUAGAGAGGGUUGAGAGGCCUGAGACUUAUAAACAGUGGAAGGUUAGGAAUCUUAGGGCUGGUUUUAGACAGCUCCCACUGGAUAAGGAUAUAAUGGACAACUUUAGAGGUAAGCUGAGAGCAUGGUACCACAAAGAUUUUGUCUUUGACGAAGAUAACAACUGGAUGCUUCAAGGUUGGAAAGGCCGCAUUUUGUAUGCUUCGGCUUGUUGGGUGCCAGCAUAAUUAUAUGUUACUGAACUCUUUUGAGAACUCAUUGGGUUGAAAGGUUCAGUUAUGCCUGCUAUGCCCUAUUUGCUUAAACUUCAGCUAUGCGAUGUAUAUUCUUCCCAGCUUCGCGCCAAGUAACUCUGUAUAAUUAUGUCUGAAUUUCUUUCCAGAUUUCGCACGGAAUCUGGCAGGGAGAAGAAGAGCCUGACAAAGUAAUAGUGUCCUUUUUAUAGAUUUUUUCACUCUGACCAACAUGUCUAAUAUAAACAAGUUGGUGAAAAAGUUUUGUAGGAUAUUUAUGGUGAAAUAGACCAUUUACUAAGUUGGCAAGUUUGUUUAAUUUGUGAAAUAGAUGUCUAUUUUUUAAUUUUCAGGUAGUUUUACAAUGACAAUUCUUGCUUCUUGUUUCUGUCUUUGAAAUUUAUGUCAGCACAACAUGUUUGAAGCUGUCUCAUUUUCAGCUUUACUUCGAUAAAUGACAAUCUAUCAUUGCUUCUUGUUUCUA